Bufo bufo (common toad) is the source of this 1066-nucleotide messenger RNA. RefSeq names its product angiopoietin like 5 (gene ANGPTL5). The coding region runs from base 1 to 990 and encodes 329 amino acids. The record is from RefSeq and is a predicted model, not a curated record. NCBI's taxonomy places the organism in Eukaryota, Metazoa, Chordata, Amphibia, Anura, Bufonidae. The transcript has 7 exons.
AUGUCCAGGGAGAUUGGCUACAGUCCAGUAGACCCUAAACUUCUGAAUAAUAUGUGGAAGUGUAGGAAUCUGCAACACUCUCUUAUUACUUAUGCAAGAAGUACAAAGAAUAUGUUGAAGAACUUGAUGGAGGAUCACCAAAAAUCUCUGGAUUUCCUCUCAAAUCAGGUGCGUGAACUAACCAAUAAGGUUCUUCUUUUGAAUGCAGAAGUCAUGAAAAAACACACAGAUCCUUUUCUUAAUAGACCCAUUCAGACACAUGGAUUUGAUUGCACUGAUAUUAAGGACAAUUUUGGAACAAAUUCAAAAACUCCAAGUGGGAUAUACAUCAUCCAGCCAGAAGGAACUCACUUCCCUUUUGAGGCUUUCUGUGACAUGGAUUACAGAGGAGGAGGUUGGACCGUUCUUCAGAAGAGAAUUGAUGGAAUUGUUGACUUCCAGAGAACUUGGCUGGACUACAUGGAUGGAUUUGGAGAACUUUCAGGUGAGUUCUGGCUAGGUUUGAAGAAAACGUUCUGCAUUCUCAAUCAGAAGAACACGAGCUUUAUGCUGAAUAUAGCCUUAGAGGCAGAAGAUGGCUCUUCAGCCUAUGCAACUUAUGAUAGCUUUUGGAUCGAAGAUGAGAAGACGGCAUUUAUAAUGCAUGUUGGACGCUACUUUGGAACUGCAGGUGAUGCUAUAAGGGGAAACCGGAAAGAGGACAACCAAAAUGCCGUCCCCUUCAGUACAUAUGAUGUGGACAAUGAUAACUGUUAUCCUUCCUGCUUCGUCAAUGGCACCAAAGUGGCCAGCUGCAGCCAGCACGAGAGCAGGAGCGGCUGGUGGUUCAGCCAGUGUGGUUUAGCCAACCUGAACGGUGUUCACCGAGUAACUAGAGGCGUGGACAUAUCGGGGAUCCAGUGGGACACGUGGAUCGAGAACAAUACGACUAUUAAGAUUAAAUCAGCUUCAAUGAAAAUUAAGAGAACUCACUACCCGUUUUAUAAAUGAAAAAUGAUUUGCAUCAUUAGUUUUUAGCGUAUUUAAGACCUAUAUUAUAUGCCGCUGUGCUUAUUUCUCUUCUUAC